AUUAUAUGCGAUCACCCAGUGAUUGCAGAAUAUUAAAUUAAACUUAGAUAAAUCCGUAUUGAGGGAGGCAGCCCCCAGUCCCAACUUAUUUCCCAUUUUCUGUAACAGCAUCACUGCGCUCAUCUCUUUUGCGAUCGCCAUGUGCCAAAUCUCGGCAUUUUGAAAUCUGUUUCUAUAUCCUUAAAGAGGGACUUCAGAAGGAAAGAAGAAAACGGCAUGAACCUUUAUCCCAAAGGUCCCUGACAGGCUGGAUGAAAUGAGAUCCCCAUGUAGCGAUUGCCAUGGAAACCUGUGACUCCCCUUCUAUCUCGAAGCAGGAGAAUGGGCAGAAGAUAUCAAAGCUACGUGAGACGACACAUCUUGAUAAUGAGGUGCCUCAGAAAGGUGCAGGGAUGGAGCCUGACAAGGAAAACAGCCCCGCGGAUGACAACCUGAGGACGGACGAGAGCCGGAGAGAAAUCGCAUCGGGAGCGAGCACAGAGAAUGCUGGUGCCCCCCGGGUCAGCGCAGCAAAAGAGAUCCCGUGCAACGAGUGCGCCACUUCUUUUUCUAGUUUACAAAAAUACAUGGAGCACCACUGCCCCAACGCACGCCUUCCCCUCCUGAAGGAUGACAACGAGAGUGAGGUCAGCGACUUGGACGACAGCGACGUGGAGAACCUGACGGGGGAGAUCGUUUACCAGCCCGACGGCUCAGCUUUCAUCCUCGAGGACUCCAAAGAAUGUGGCCAGAAUGCCCAGCCUGGAGCAAAAAGCCUCUUUUCCCCAGCAGCGUUCCCAAACCUGCAGACCAUCGCCGGGGACAAGACUGAGCAAUCUGCCACUGCCCCCGUGUCCUUCUACCCCCAGGUUAUCAAUACGUUUCACAUCGCUUCGACUCUCGGGAAACCAUUUGCGGCCGACCAGGCUUUCCCAAAUACCUCAGCGUUUGCAGGAGUCGGUCCUGUGUUGCACAGUUUCCGCGUCUAUGAUCUCCGGCACAAGAGUGACAAAGACUAUCUGACCGUUGACGGCGCCGCCAAAAACUCCUGUGUCUCCAAAGAUGUCCCUAACAAUGUGGACCUGUCCAAAUUCGAUGGUUGCAUAAGUGACGGGAAAAGGAAACCCAUUCUGAUGUGUUUCCUGUGCAAGUUGUCUUUUGGUUAUAGUCGGUCAUUUGUAACCCAUGCUGUGCAUGAUCAUCGGAUGACCCUCAACGCAGAGGAGCAGAAGCUCCUCAGUAAUAAGUAUGUCUCUGCCAUCAUACAGGGGAUUGGCAAAGACAAAGAACCUCUUAUAAGCUUUUUGGAACCAAAAAAAUCCAACUCUGUAUUACCCCAUUUUUCUACUGCAAAUUUCAUGGGUCCUGACAGGGGCUUUCGUGGUUUAUGGAACGCUUUUCAUGUUGAAAACGGUGAAUCUUUGCAGGCUGGUUUUGCCUUCCUGAAGGGAAGCGCAAGUUCUGCUGCCACUGCAGACCAGCUGCUGAGGAACCCUCAAAAGCCAAAGGCCGAAGUGAACCUCGGGGGCUUGUCUGCGCCGGCGACGAAGGCCCCUGUGAGCGCCGUGUCCCUUGGCCGCCUGCCAUCGGCGGCAGGGCGCGCCAACCAGGAGAACAACUGUGAACGGCAGAAGGACAUUAGCACUUUGCAUUCAAACGGGGAGUUCCCCGUCAAAAGUGAACCCAGAGAAGCAGUCGACGCAGAUGAAGAUGAGGACACGUACUCCAAUGAGCUUGACGACGAUGGUGUAGGUGAACUAGUGGACAGUGCAAGUAGCAAAGAUUUCCCUCUCUUAAACCAAAGCAUUUCUCCUUUAUCGUCCAGUGUGCUAAAAUAUACUGAUAAGGGUACCUCUUCUUCCUCUGUGACUGUUUCUGAUGAUGUAGAGAAGAGCAAGCAGAAUACUGUACCUAGGGACAGUAGCAACGAUGCCAAUAGCUUUUGUGGAAGUGGAAAAGACUACGCAGACCCUGCUGGGGGUCGCGAUGGCACUCCGCCGUCUAUCCUGAGUGACCUGAUGCGAAGAGACGACGAGAGCCCGGGCCCUCCUCACCAGCAAACUGCCCCACCUGGUACGCCGGGCACAGGGGAAGGCUCCCCUGGCAGUGGCAUCGAGUGCCCCAAGUGCGACACCGUUCUGGGGUCAUCGCGCUCGCUGGGGGGUCACAUGACCAUGAUGCACUCACGGAACUCCUGCAAGACUCUGAAGUGCCCCAAGUGCAACUGGCACUAUAAGUACCAGCAGACCCUGGAUGCCCACAUGAAGGAGAAGCACCCUGAGUCCGGAGGCUCCUGCCUCUACUGCCGGACGGGCCAACCACACCCCCGGCUGGCGCGAGGCGAGAGCUACACCUGCGGCUACAAGCCCUUCCGUUGUGAGGUAUGCAACUACUCAACAACUACCAAAGGCAACCUCAGUAUUCAUAUGCAGUCUGACAAGCAUUUGAACAACGUGCAGACCCUGCAGAAUGGUGGCACCGAGCCGGUUUACAACCAUUCAGUGCCCGUCUCCAGCGCCAACCUAAGUAGUUGUGGCACUCCAUCACCAUCCAAGACCAAGCAGAAGCCCACAUGGCGUUGCGAGGUGUGCGACUACGAGACCAACGUGGCGCGCAACCUGCGCAUCCACAUGACCAGCGAGAAACACAUGCACAACAUGAUGCUGCUGCAGCAGAACAUGAAGCAGAUCCAGCACAACCUUCACCUGGGCCUGGCCCCAGCCGAGGCAGAGCUGUACCAGUACUACCUGGCCCAGAACCUGGGCCUCACUGGCAUGAAGCUGGAGAAUCCGGCCGACUCUCAGAUGAUGAUUAAUCCAUUCCAGUUGGAUCCCACCACAGCUGCUGUGUUGACCCCAGGUGUUGUAAAUAACGAGGUGGCAUCGGAGAUCCGUCUCACCAGCGGUCAGCUAGCAGGUGAUGACCUGUCCGUCCUCUCCGCCGGAGACCUGUCACCCUACAUCAGCGACCCUCUGCUGAAGCUGUUUCAGUGCGCUGUCUGCAACCGCUUCACGACGGACAGCCUGGAGGCCCUGAGCGUACACGUGAACACGGAGCGCAUGCUGCCCCAGGAGGAGUGGAGGGCCGUGAUCGGGGACAUCUACCAGUGCAAGCUCUGCAGCUACAACACGCAACUCAAAGCCAACUUCCAGCUGCACUGCAAGACUGACAAGCACAUGCAGAAGUACCAGCUGGUGGCGCACAUCAAAGAAGGCGGCAAGGCCAACCAGUGGAGGUUAAAGUGCAUCGCCAUCGGAAACCCCGUGCACCUGAAAUGCAACGCUUGCGACUACUACAGCAACAGCGUGGAGAAGCUGCGGCUGCACGUCACCAGCCAGCGGCACGAGGCGGCACUGAAACUCUACAAGGUAGGAGUCCCACUGGAGUUCGGAGCUGUCGAAUGA
Molecule: messenger RNA, 3383 nt
Organism: Brienomyrus brachyistius
Lineage: Eukaryota; Metazoa; Chordata; Actinopteri; Osteoglossiformes; Mormyridae
Product: zinc finger homeobox protein 4-like
Exons: 3
Coding region: 282-3383 (1033 amino acids)
Biological process (GO): regulation of transcription by RNA polymerase II
Cellular component (GO): nucleus
Molecular function (GO): DNA-binding transcription factor activity, RNA polymerase II-specific; RNA polymerase II cis-regulatory region sequence-specific DNA binding
Source: RefSeq, a predicted model, not a curated record